Messenger RNA from Brassica napus (rape), 835 nucleotides. Its product is annotated as DNA-directed RNA polymerase 3, chloroplastic-like. The transcript has a single exon. The record is from RefSeq and is a predicted model, not a curated record. The coding region runs from base 147 to 533 and encodes 128 amino acids. NCBI's taxonomy places the organism in Eukaryota, Viridiplantae, Streptophyta, Magnoliopsida, Brassicales, Brassicaceae.
AGAUAUUUCAUUAAAAACAAAAUAUAAAAACAAAAGAAACAAAAGAGUGGAGGUUUUAGAGAGGUUUGUUGGAUUGUUUCUCACAAAAAUUUCUCUCCUUCUUCAAAUGUUCACGAGACCUUAUCUUCUACCUCCACUUUCCUUCCAUGGCUCCUUCCCCUGCGGCGGCUUCUCCUUCUCUCUCCUUAAACCAAACCCCACACUUCCAUCACCAAACUUCCCUAAUCACCUGGCUUAAACCUCCUCCCUCCUCCGGCCUCUUCCGCCGCAAAACCCUUCCAAUCUCAGCAGCUUCCUCCUCCUCUUCCACCUCUCUCUCAAUCACCGACAAACCCACCUCCCACUUCCACGGAAACCUCAUCGACACCUUCGAGAGUCAUCACCCCACCACUAAAGGAGCCACCUUUAUCGAAGAGCCCCUCGAAAGGAAUGAACCUUCCUCAAGGAGGAGGCUCUUCACGCAAGACCCACCAUGGAUCUACGCGCUCUUCCUCAAGGGUGAAGAUGCAAGUGGAGCUUGUAAAUGUCAAUAGUCUUUCGUGACUAACUAGGCGACGAAGUCACUGAUGCUGGAUGCAUUAGUCGUUACUACAUAAGGCAUGCAGAGUGGUGGGUUACCAUGUGGAUGCAAGAUAUGCUGAGAUGGAGAAGGAUAAACUGAGGGUUUAUGUCUUGACGUAGUCGUUGAAGUAGUUGCUGAGGCAGUGUGUGUCAGAGAGUGAACCAGGAGGUAUCCGGAGUGGUAGAGACCAUGUGGACGCAAGAUGCUGAGCUGGCGUGGGAUAAACUUGAGAAGCAAGUUUAUACCAUGGAGAAAAAGGCAAGAGAUAAACUU